AUGGCGUGCUCUGAAGUGCAGAAGCAAGUGCUUCCUAUGGAAUUGGACAGAGGCGGUGCAUUUGAUUUCUCCAAUUGUAUUCGAAAUAUGGCUUUAGCUAGAAUGGGAGGCAUAGCUCCAAAAGUGCGAUCUACUGGUACGACGAUUGUCGCAACUACUUACAAGGGAGGGCUUGUGAUGGGUGCUGAUUCUCGGGCUACGGCAGGAAAUAUUAUUGCUGAUAAACAUUGUCAGAAGGUGCACUGCCUAACCGAUUCCAUUUACGCAUGUGGAGCUGGUACAGCCGCCGACCUUGACCAGGUCACAAAGAUGCUGUCGGGCACUCUGCGUUUAAUGGAACUGAAUACAGGAAGAAAAGCUAGAGUCAUAACUGCUCUUCGUCAUGCAAAACAGCACCUUUUCAACUACCAAGGAUACGUUGGAGCGUAUCUUCUAAUUGGUGGUGUUGACCCGACUGGACCUCACCUAUAUGAAUGUUCAGCAAAUGGAACCACCAUGGCAAAGCCAUUCGCUUCGCAAGGCUCUGGGAGCUAUGCAGCGAUUUCAGUACUGGAAAGAGAUUUCAAGCCCGAUAUGACGGAGGAAGAAGCGAUAAAUCUUGUGCAACGUGCACUUCAAGCUGGCAUGCACGGAGACAACGCUUCUGGAAAUAGUUUGAAUCUUGUCAUCAUGCGUCCUGGGAAGACGGAGUUUAAAGGUCCAAUAGUGCCCGUGUUCUGCAAGAAACCCGAACCAGUUGACCUGUCGUACAAAUUCAAAACAGGCUCGACGAAAGUUCUUAAGAGGAAGACAAUUAAAUUCGACGUAAUUGAAUCAAUGGAUGUAUCUCAUUAA
This is a messenger RNA of Angiostrongylus costaricensis, 834 nucleotides long. The record is from the annotation of a GenBank genome assembly. Lineage: Eukaryota; Metazoa; Nematoda; Chromadorea; Rhabditida; Metastrongylidae.